UUAAUCGGGCAGCGUUCUAAGAACGGCCACGAAGGGCAAGUGUGAGCGAUGGUGGAGCUGCCCAAGCCCAAGUCGGUGGUGGAGCCUUCGCCCCCGUCUGUGCCGGUUCGCGGCGGCGAGGAGGCUGCGGGGUGGAAGGGGGCGCGCUACCCGAACCCGCCGGACCCAGUGAACCCCGACGUCGCGACGCUGAGGGACCAGUGGCGCUUCGCCAUCCGGCAGUACAGUCGGUGGUACUCCCACGCCUGGGGCACCGCCAUCCUCGCCGGCGUCUCCUUCUUCGCCAUCGGGUGGCUGAUCAAGGGCUCCAACCCUCUCCCUUCGCGGGCGCCCGAACACGCUGACGACCGGCGGUCGCGAGAGGCGACCAGCACCGAGAGGCAUGUAUAUAUUCAGCAUCAUUUUAUGGAUGGGUAAAACAUAUGCUGUUCGAGUGCAGAUUCAAUCUGUGACUUUUGCUAUAAGAAUCACAAGCUGCAGGUGAAGCAACUCAGAAAACAUGGAGCCAGAGGAGGAGAUCCAAGAAAUAGGACUGUGCCAUAUGAUGUAAUAUAGUUGAGCAUGCUGCAAUCUGAGAGAAUUGCUUGGACUAACAAGUUUGUUUCCAGUUUGGUUUCUAUGGUGUUUUUUCUUUUUGAGUUCUCCAGUCUGUGGAUGAUGGUCCGUCAUCUGCCUUCUUGUACCUUUUAAGAUGAUUAUGAAUAAGAGAGAAAUGUCAUCUGCCUUCUUGUA
Messenger RNA from Musa acuminata AAA Group (dessert banana), 732 nucleotides. RefSeq lists its product as uncharacterized. Lineage: Eukaryota; Viridiplantae; Streptophyta; Magnoliopsida; Zingiberales; Musaceae. The transcript has 3 exons. The record is from RefSeq and is a predicted model, not a curated record. Bases 49 to 417 code for a protein of 122 amino acids.